This is a messenger RNA of Endocarpon pusillum Z07020, 573 nucleotides long. RefSeq lists its product as uncharacterized. The record is from RefSeq and is a predicted model, not a curated record. The transcript has a single exon. Gene Ontology annotation, biological process: protein transport to vacuole involved in ubiquitin-dependent protein catabolic process via the multivesicular body sorting pathway. Lineage: Eukaryota; Fungi; Ascomycota; Eurotiomycetes; Verrucariales; Verrucariaceae. Gene Ontology annotation, cellular component: ESCRT II complex. Gene Ontology annotation, molecular function: structural molecule activity; protein homodimerization activity. The coding region runs from base 1 to 573 and encodes 190 amino acids.
AUGGCAACAGCCUCAUCGUCUCUGACAACCUCUUCCAUGUUCACGUUCCCUCCCACUUACUCCUUCCCACCUUUCUUUAGCCCACAACCAAACGCUCAGACUCGCUCAGCUCAACUCUCCAAAUGGUCGUCCCUGGUCCAAUCGUACUGCCGCCACCACCGUAUAUUCAAGCUUCUCCUCUCAGAUGCCCUCGAAUCGCCUCUCUUCCACAAUUCGAAGCUAAAGCGUCGCCUCUCAGCACAUGACGCUAAAGCAGUUGUCGAUUACAUGACCAGUAAGGAGGGUGAUAAUCGCGCUGAGUGGAUCGGACCGGCUACCGAGAAAGCAAGCGCGUGGAUCUGGUGGCGUAGACCGGAGGAAUGGGCUGGGGUGUUGGAGGCUUGGGUUGAUGGGACGGGUCAGAAGGGAACGGUGCUGACGCUGUACGAAUUAGUAGAGGGUGAGGCGACGGAAAGUCAGGAAUUUCAUGGAAUGGACAUGGAGGUACUGAGGAAGAGUCUGGGGACUCUGGUCAAGAAAGGAAAGGCGCAGGUGUUUGGAGGAGAGGGGCAAGAAGGAGUCAAGUUCUUUUGA